Messenger RNA from Bactrocera latifrons, 443 nucleotides. RefSeq lists its product as uncharacterized. Lineage: Eukaryota; Metazoa; Arthropoda; Insecta; Diptera; Tephritidae. The transcript has a single exon. The record is from RefSeq and is a predicted model, not a curated record. Bases 9 to 443 code for a protein of 144 amino acids.
GCCAAAUCAUGUCGGACGACAGCUUGGAGGAUGGCGGUUUGAGCAGCGCCACUUCGAGUCCCGAAAAGCGUCGCUCGACGGUACCCGAUAUUUUACCACAUCAACGCAGUUUUGAGCAACGCUACAGUCACAUGAUACAUAAGCAAAUACUGGAGACGGGGGUGAAUAAGGAGGCGCUGCAGCGGCAAAUCAAUGCAUAUUUCUCAUGCGGUGGUGGUGGCGCUGGCAGCAGUGGUGCGGGUGGCGCCAGAAAUCGACAGAGCUCCUUGCAGGAAGAAAUGAAUGAAAAUGUGGCAGAAGCCGCAGCUGAAGGCGAGCGUCAAGAGCAGGAACAGAAGCGUCGUGUAGGGCGUACAGGGGAGGAGAGUAGAAGGMCGUUGGACAAGGCAGAAACUGUGGACAUAGCUGAGUUGCAAGGCGCGAAAGUUGGUGGUGAUUUGUAA